AUGACCUCGAGUGAGAACGCUAGCAUUCCGGCGGGAGAGCAGUCUGCGGCCGCUGGAUCUUCGUCUACAAACGACUCAGUCCUGGCGGCGCAACGAAAGGAGAAGGGGGCCCGCUUUGCUCAGUCGCGCGACGCUGGAAUCGCGGAGAUUCACAGCCAGUGGUGGUCUUAUCCUCCCGUCACAGCAGCUGACAACGAGAUCAUCGAGCUGUCCUUCGUUGAUGCCACUGGCAACUCCGAGCGUUGGGAGAUGGAGCUCGUCCCGUGCUCUCUCAGCGAGCCAUUCACGCAUGCUGCCCAGCGUUUCCGUGUCGCCGCCAACAAAAGAUACAGGCAUCCGUUCUUGCCGUCCCGCCACUUUGACCUUUUGCUGGAGAGCGACCAGCGGUCUGACUUCGACUCUCUGUCUUCGCGCACUAUAGCCGAUGUCCUCGGCGAUACACGCGAGGUUCGGUACGUGCGCAACGACAACGGGCAAGCCCAACGCGAAGAGCAGGAGAAGUCGCCCUCGAAGCUCUUCCCACCUUGGGAGCGGGCGCACCUCCUGCCAUCAUGGUGCGAAACACCCGACUUGUGGUUCGAGCCUACGCCUCCGCCGGGGUUCUCUGCCAGUAAGGCUCAAGGGAAGCAGUACUACGCCAAGAUACCGACUCUGCACAUCCCAUUCGCUUGUAUACGCUCCGCCGCGUUUCAACCGCAGCACGUAGCUCGGUCGCUCUACUUGCCCGUGCAGGACAAUCCGAUCACUGGCCAGACGAGCGCGUUCCUAUUCGAUCGUGAGAAGGACCUCGUACCAUUUGCCAACCGUAUUCCUACCUCCACCAUCACUGUUGAGGCCGCUCGCUCCCUCCUUGGACGCUUCGUGCAGUCAUCGACCGAGCCCCUACGCGACGACGCACCGCCAACCGCUAAGAAGCAGAAGAAGACGAUGGGCAACAAGUACCAGGCUCAGACUGUCGCUAUUGCUUGGGGCCUCACUGUUGAUCAAGACGGAAAGCCGGACUGGUUGCACUGUGCGACACUGCGAGGCAACUGGCAGUUCGACGUCGUGCUUGACCUAACGGGACGGCUCAAUCGACCAUUUGGCUAUCCAGGAGUCAAGCACGCAAAUUGCGCUUGGCUUGGGGCUGUCGUGCUAGACGCUGAUCGGCGAGCACUCGAAGAGAACGAGAGAGCUGAGCAGAAGGAGCGGCCUCCGCAAGAUGCAGACCAGUUCUCGGAAUGGUCGCAGAAGACGCGAAGGUGGAUCAGGAACUUGAAUGCGGAGAACGCCGACAAACUUAUCGAGGUGGGCCAGAACGGGACCUUCCUCGCCGGCGAUAUCGAGCUGGCCAAGGGCGAUAGCGAUGAGUUCGAGUUGACCAUCUCAGGCGCAAAACCCGGCACCUGGCGCAUGCUAGUCUCUGAACCAUUGCUUGCGCAACUCGCCUGGGUUCGCGAUGGCACUGUCGACUACGACGCAUUGCUACAGGAACACGGCGAGACCCCGCGACCAGUGAAUGUCAAUGACAGCCUAGAGGAGCUCGGGACGUUUACUGUGGACUCCGGCCAUGCCAGUCUCUUUUCCCAGAGCGCAUUUGACAGCUUAACGUCUGGCAAUGACCGAGAGGCGAAGAUCGAGACGCUCAUCGAUGCGGCUAUGGAUGGUCGGGGAGAUGAAGUGUAUGUGCCAGGCGGUCUUGUCGUGAACGGGGACGACGGGACAUACGUCCUCGAAGGCACGAGAGAUGACGGAGGGCAGAUCGUCUUUAUCAAGUUACGCCCCUCGGAGGCGGAAUGA
Molecule: messenger RNA, 1779 nt
Organism: Peniophora sp. CBMAI 1063
Lineage: Eukaryota; Fungi; Basidiomycota; Agaricomycetes; Russulales; Peniophoraceae
Source: the annotation of a GenBank genome assembly